Periconia digitata is the source of this 411-nucleotide messenger RNA. NCBI's taxonomy places the organism in Eukaryota, Fungi, Ascomycota, Dothideomycetes, Pleosporales, Periconiaceae. The record is from the annotation of a GenBank genome assembly.
AUGCGUGGGCGGGCUCAAGAUCUAGCACUGUCCACCGUUGGGAUCGGACCUAAAAAGCGCAAAAUUGCCCUGACCAUUGUACUUAACGUACAACUCGGCCUUCUUGUUGGCUUGGAGAGACUCGCAGGCGUAUUUGGUUUGUCCAGAACUGAAGGAGCCAGAGAUUUGGCUGUCACAGAACUUGUCGAUUGCUUUGUUGGUGGCAUCGAGUUCGUUGCCCCAGUAGUCGCCGCUUCUGUAGCAUGAAGCGUGGACGGUUGCGAGAGGGGCGAUAAGAGCGAGGAUGGUUGUGGCCUUCAUAUUGAUAGAGUUAUGAGGGUUUUGAGGGGUUAUAAAAGAGAGUUCUGAGUUGGAAUUGAUGGGAAUGUUGAGAGAAGAUGUUUGAGUUGAUGAUGAUGGUGCUGUUGGAGC